CUUGCGACGAUGAACAAGUCAUCUAACAGCGUCCAUCAGUGCGAUACUUCACCUCAAGAAAUACGAAUAACCAACCAUGGUAAAAUUCACACCUGGGUUGCCUUUGCCCUGGAGUAUCUACAGAAAGACGGAUCCAAAUCUAUCGUCCUGCACACACUUCCUGUCCCUCGGAACCCCCAGGAAUCCAAGCCAGCAUCAAAGGGAUCUCUCUCGACUGCAACAACUACCAUCCCGAGACUCAUCUCUGUCGUCGAAAUCAUUAAGAGAGAGUAUAUCAAAAUGUUGGAAUCGAAGCAACUGCCGAAGCAUCUUGGUCUGCACCAGUACAAUGAAGUCGGUUCCCUCGAAGACAUAAGUCUUGGUGAGGAGGACACCAUACUCACAGAUAAAGAGGAGACGCGAGCCACCUCGAUAAUAAUGGCUUUGGAGGGGAAAAAUUAUCCAAAGCAAGUACAAACACCUUUCAUGAGGAUCACUUUGAGCCACUAUGAGUUACCUGAGCUUGUGGUAAAGGGCGCAACAUAUCAAUCCCCAUUGCAAAGAAAGUUGUCAAAAUCUGCCAAAGCUAGAGCGAAGAAACGGGAAAGAAAGGUCCUGGAAACGGCGUCGACUGGUAGCAAGGAUAUGCAACCCAGUUGAUAAUUUGCUGGGUGAAAGCUACAUUUUUACAUUAUUGACUUCAUAAUGAACUUCGUAAGAUUACAGCUAGACAGAGACUGAUGAGACAUAGCCAUGUAUGCGGUACUCCGUUGUAUCGUGUCAUAUCAGCAGAAACAACAGACCAAGAUGAUUACUGAACAAAAGCUGGGAAGAGAAAUGCUCGUUUUACAACUAUGGACAGUGAUAGCCAUGGAGGAA
Molecule: messenger RNA, 858 nt
Organism: Guyanagaster necrorhizus
Lineage: Eukaryota; Fungi; Basidiomycota; Agaricomycetes; Agaricales; Physalacriaceae
Exons: 4
Coding region: 10-639 (209 amino acids)
Source: RefSeq, a predicted model, not a curated record